Acanthopagrus latus (yellowfin seabream) is the source of this 2512-nucleotide messenger RNA. It is a transcript of the gene rsph10b, whose product is annotated as radial spoke head 10 homolog B. The coding region runs from base 64 to 2133 and encodes 689 amino acids. The transcript has 16 exons. The record is from RefSeq and is a predicted model, not a curated record. Lineage: Eukaryota; Metazoa; Chordata; Actinopteri; Spariformes; Sparidae.
AGAAACCGUUACCAUGGAGAGGAUCCUAGCUUGCACGACAGACAGCCUACAUAACCGCGCAGAAUGACACAGGGGGAGAAAAAGACAAGAAACAAGACACAAAACGAUAAACAGGACACCGAGGAAACGUGCGGAAACGCAGCAUUACCACAGCCAGCGGACUGGGGGAAAGAAAAAAGAAAGUUAGCGAGCAGUUCUGCUAGUUUAAAGGCACACUCAGCGGAUGUGGAAGACCACCAGAGCCUUCCUGUCAGUGAUGAGAGUGACAGUGAAGACAUCUAUAAACUUCCAACACUACUUAGCUUAGUUGUACAGAGAUAUGAAGGGGGGACAUGUGAAGGCCUGUUUCAUGGAGAAGGAGUCGCCUGUUUUGAAGGAGGCCAUGUGUACAAGGGGAUGUUUUCAAAGGGAUUUAUGGAUGGAUACGGUGUCUUCACACAGACUUGCGGAAUGAAAUAUGAGGGAGAAUUUGUGUGCAACAUCCCCAUGGGCCAGGGCACCUACAUCUGGCCAGGUGGCAGUUCCUAUAAGGGUGAAGUGUAUAAUGGUAUACAACAUGGGACUGGAACCUACAAAUGUGCAAAAACUGGCAUAUCCUACACAGGGCAGUGGGAUUGGGGCAAGAGGCACGGAAAGGGCACAGUGUAUUAUAAUCAGGAUAAGACCUCUUGGUACAAAGGAGACUGGGUGAAGAACAGCAGAGAGGGAUGGGGAGAGAGACGCUACCGCUCUGGUAACAUUUACUCUGGUGAGUGGAAGAACAACCAGAGACAUGGAGAGGGCACGAUGAGGUGGCUCAAACUGGGUGAGGAGUAUGUUGGAUUGUGGCAAAAUGGAGUUCAGGUAGGAGAGCUUGUGGAUGAUCAGAUGAUGACACACAACCUGAGUGGAAAUGGAGCUCCCAUCCCGCUGCGUAGUGCAGUUCCUCUGUUAGGCAGUGAUUCAUCUAUCUCAUCAGACAUGGCUCUAAGCAUUGAAUAUCUGCUAGAUGUAAUCCCUGAGAGAGAGCGUGACACCGAGCGCACAAAGGUGGAGUUUGCGGUGAUGAUGCGCGGCACAGAGCUGAGGUCCAUCUACAGUUUUUACAGCAGACUUGGCCAUGCCUGCUCCCCAGAUAACACUGCCUUGCUGACACGCCUGCAGUUCUGGCGCCUGCUCAAGGACUGUAACAUCCACCAUCACGGCAUCACUCUGACACAGAUUGACAGAUUUACCAGAGAGGAUGACACUGCAGCUGAGAUCCACUCUCCGUUCACCACUAUACUUCUUCAUAGGUUCCUCAGCUGUCUUGUGGUUGUGGCUUACCUCAUUUACCAUAAGGACAUGGUGUCACAAAAGCACCUUCUGGUUGCCUGCUUUUCCAAACUGAUGACAGACAACAUCCUUCCCAAUGCUAAGAAUGUAAAAGGCCUCCUGUUUAAGCUGCCAGACUGUGCCGUGGUGGCUGUGAACUAUUUGAAGAAGAGCUGGGAAGUCUACCAGGCCUACUGCAAAGUCAGUGCAGCCACCAGAGAUGAUCAGACCAUGACGUGCUCGCACCUGCUGUGGCUGUUUAAGGAUCUCCAUCUGCUGGACGAUAACCUGACCACUAUGAAAUUAAUAGAGAUCAUCACAGCAGAGAGCCGUGACCCCAGCAACCUGUCCUCCUGUCUGGAUUUGGAGAUCACAUUCCUGGAGUUUUUUGAAGUACUCCUGGGCUCCACUGAGGUGAAGUGUCAGCAGGUUUCUGUCAGCCAGGAGGGCCAAUCACUGCCCAGCCCCAAGGAUCUGCCUGAGGGGGAGGCCAGCGAGAAAAUCUUGCAGACCACAGACAGCCCUGCCCAGCCAGAGAAACCAAGUGACACAGCAGAAUUAUCCAGCACCCAUGACAUGGGGGGUCAACAAGAUGUCGAGGCUAAAGUCAAUGAGGAACCUCAGUCUGCAGAACAAACAGAAGAACCUCGAGGUGAAGGACAUGAGGUGCAAUCAAGACGGAUGGAGGAACUGGGGUUUUGGAUAAAGACCGUCCAUCAGUUCUUCAACCAUUUUUUCUUCCCAGCUUUUGAACAUUACCAUUUAGUGUCCAGAAAUAUGAAAGAAGAUAAGCUCUACCAGGAGACCCAUCGAUGCAUCACUCUGGUGAAGAACCAAUAAAGAGCCAGGUAGCACACUUAAGGCUUCAUUAUAUAGUCAAUGGCUCAGUCAAUGUAUGAGUUUAUAACACUCACAAGAUUUAACCAAGUACAAGAGUUGUGUAGUUCUCUAGUUGGCUCUGAUAAAAUGUAGGCAGAAUGAAUAGCUUAAUAUUACUGCAUUCCAAUGUGUUUGUGUCAACCACCAGAUGGCGCCCAUCACUCUCCCUCCAUGUAGCUUUUAAUUUCAGCUCUGCCCAUGAUUUGCCAUUAGACGUGUAUAGUAGUAAAUGUUCUGUUGUAUUGUGUUACAGGUAGAAUGAUGAUGCAGUAACGAACAGAUUGUUCUGUACCUCAGCUAUCCAAACAGUAUAAAAAAUAAACAAUGCCUUCAAAUACAA